Letharia columbiana is the source of this 1542-nucleotide messenger RNA. RefSeq lists its product as uncharacterized. Lineage: Eukaryota; Fungi; Ascomycota; Lecanoromycetes; Lecanorales; Parmeliaceae. Bases 1 to 1542 code for a protein of 513 amino acids. The transcript is spliced from 2 exons. The record is from RefSeq and is a predicted model, not a curated record.
AUGCGUGCGGCCGUAUCCGCUCAGCAAUCCAAUUUCAGACUGCAGCUGCCCAUCAUCCACAACACCAUAUCACUCACAGCCCAACGGGACCACAAUAUGGAACGUGACCGGACAAUGAGUCCUUCGAAUGACACCCCAACACCCAUGGCGAAGAACACAGCGCGACAAAGCGAUUCUCCUAUUCGCAGUCGGCUGUUAGGACGCGCUUCGACCAUCGCGGAUAUAUCGAGUCCUCUAAGACAUCGUCGAAGCUCCAACUUCUCGGAUUCCGUCGAGAGCACACGAAAAUCCAUCAAAUCGUCCACGGAAAGUCUCUUACUGCCGACAGCGACGAGUCCAGAGCUGGAAACAAACCAUGAACCCUCUCAUUGGCACUCUGUGCCGCUCGCUCUGGCGCUGCUCCCGGCCGUAGGUGGGCUGUUCUUUCACAAUGGAAGCGCUGUGGUAACAGAUUUGACCUUGCUGGGUCUGGCGGCGGUGUUUUUGAAUUGGUCUGUAAGACUACCUUGGCACUGGUACAUUUCAGCGCAGUCCGUCCAACUCAGUGACCAGCUACCUACUAAUGAUGACUACAUUUCCGACACCAUUAUCGAAGAGGGCAGUGAAGAGGAGGAACAACAUAGUCCACCUGUCUCACCGCUAGACGGAGCCAAUGAUCCUAAUCCAAAGCCCGCACAACCUUGUCCGUCUCAAAGCUCCGCAACAAGCGAGCUUCGGAUCCAUGAGCUUCUUGCACUCUUAAUGUGCUUCCUUUUCCCAGCAGGCGGUGCAUGGCUCCUCCACCACAUCCGUGGCCAGCUUACCCGCCCAUCAGAAGGCCUCGUCUCGAAUUACAAUCUCACGAUCUUCCUUCUAGCCGCCGAAUUGCGGCCCCUCUCCCACCUCAUCAAACUCGUCCAAGCGCGAACCCUACAUCUGCAACGAAACGUCAAUACCAAUGCCUACUCCACUACCUCCAGAAACAUGUCUUCCGCUACGAUUGAUGGCCUACAAGACCGUCUUGCGGAAUUGGAAAGGCACAUCGCCGACACCAACACUAAUGGCACGAACGGCACUGCCACUAAGUCGCCAACCCCAGAUCUAGUCACUCAAGUCCGCAAAACCCUCCAGCCCGACCUUGACGCCCUCAACCGCGCCGUCCGCCGCUACGAAAAACGUGCCACCCUCCUCUCCCUCCAAACCGAGUCCCGCCUCCAGGAUCUCGAAAAGCGCCUAGGUGACGCGAUAACUCUUGCUGCAGCCGCAGAACGCAGCUCACAGUCUUCUCGCCAACGGAGAGGAAGCGGUGUCGGUCUGGUGUUCGAUUUGUUCGAUGAUAUGGCGGCAGUGGCGUCGUUGCCGAUACAGAUUUGCUGGACGGUAGUGACUUUGCCCUGGAGAGCCGUUGCAUCACUCAUGGGAUCAGUGGCGGCAGGGGCGGAAGGUUGGGUAGGGAAGAAAGUUAAGAGGGAGAUGAGGACUGCGGGCGUUGUUGAAAAAAGAGUAGGCAGUGGGAUUGAGAAGAGGAGGUUGCAGGGGAGAGCGGGGAAGAAGCUGAUGUGA